Molecule: messenger RNA, 1000 nt
Organism: Emys orbicularis (European pond turtle)
Lineage: Eukaryota; Metazoa; Chordata; Testudines; Emydidae
Gene: PRKAG1
Product: protein kinase AMP-activated non-catalytic subunit gamma 1
Exons: 12
Coding region: 11-1000 (329 amino acids)
Biological process (GO): protein phosphorylation; regulation of catalytic activity
Cellular component (GO): nucleus; nucleotide-activated protein kinase complex; cytoplasm
Molecular function (GO): AMP binding; protein kinase regulator activity; protein kinase binding
Source: RefSeq, a predicted model, not a curated record
AGCCGCGGCUAUGGAGGCGGGCCCGGUUCCGGAGAGAGUUGCUGAGAAGUGCCCCCUGGCGCCGGAAGACGUGGAGCCCAGCAGCGGGGUGUACUCCUGCUUCAUGAAGUCCCAUCGCUGCUAUGACCUGAUCCCCACCAGCUCCAAGCUGGUCGUCUUCGACACCUCCCUGCAGGUGAAGAAAGCCUUCUUCGCGCUGGUCACCAACGGCGUGCGGGCCGCCCCGCUCUGGGACAGCAAGAAGCAAAGCUUUGUGGGGAUGCUGACCAUCACUGACUUCAUCAACAUCCUCCAUCGCUACUACAAGUCGGCCAUGGUUCAAAUCUACGAGCUGGAGGAGCAUAAAAUCGAAACGUGGCGAGAGGUGUAUCUGCAAGACUCCUUCAAACCGCUGGUCUGCAUCUCCCCCAAUGCCAGCCUCUUCGACGCCGUCUCCUCGCUGAUCCAGAACAAGAUCCACCGGCUGCCCGUCAUCGACCCGGACUCGGGGAACACCCUCUACAUCCUCACGCACAAACGCAUCCUCAAGUUCCUCAAGCUGUUCAUAACGGAGGUCCCGAAGCCGGAAUUCAUGGCCAAAACCCUGGAGCAGCUGAAGAUCGGCACCUACGCCAACAUCGCCCUGGUGCGCCCCAACACGCCGCUCUACGUGGCGUUGGGCAUCUUCGUGCAGCACCGUGUCUCCGCCCUGCCCGUGGUGGACGAGUCAGGUCGGGUCGUGGACAUUUACUCCAAGUUUGACGUCAUUAACCUGGCAGCCGAGAAGACGUACAACAACCUGGACGUGACGGUGACGCAGGCGUUGCAGCAUCGCUCGCAGUACUUCGAGGGGGUGCUGAAGUGCUACAAACACGAGACCCUGAACACCAUCAUCAACCGCCUGGUGGAGGCCGAGGUCCACAGGCUGGUGGUGGUGGACGAGAAGGAAGUGGUGAAGGGCAUUGUCUCCCUCUCUGACAUCCUGCAGGCGCUGGUGCUCCCGGGCGGGCCCUGGCCCUGA